AUGUCUGUCUCUUUAGUACGCGGUCUCUCGACCCCUUUUCCAAAGGCAGACCGACUUACAGUGUCACCCAUUCUCUUUAGAGCCAACUCUCGGCCUCUCGAGAGGAGAAACAGGGGGUUUGGCACUUUCAAGGCACCUCCGGUUCGCAACGAGCCCAAUCCGUCAUACAGCAAGGGCUCAGCCGAGCGUCGAAAGCUCCAAGACGCGAUUUCCCGGCUAAAGAGCAGCCUUCCCAUCCGAGUCCCCUCCUUGGCACCUGAAAUCGUAACCAAACAAUACCUGCCCAGCGAUCACUCCGUCGCCUUGGCCGAAUACGCCCAGACAACUCCCGAACACGUAUCCGUGGCCAUUGAUAGGGCACUAGAAGCCAAGCUCGCGUGGGAGAAUACGUCUUUUAAGGACAGAGCUGCGGUGUUUCUCAGAGCGGCGGAGCUUAUCGCAGGGAAGUACCGAUACGAUAUCAUGGCUGCGACGAUGCUUGGGCAAGGGAAGAAUAUUUGGCAGGCGGAGAUUGACUCAGCGGCUGAGAGCUGCGACUUUUUACGUUUCAAUGUUCAUUAUGCAGCUCAGCUGUAUAACCAGCAGAACACAUUGACUGACGCUGGCAUCAUGAACCAAACAGAAUAUCGACCGCUAGAGGGCUUCGUCUACGCAAUCAGCCCCUUCAACUUCACCGCCAUCGGCGCCAACCUGACCGUCGCUCCCGCCAUCAUGGGCAACGUCGUCCUCUGGAAACCCUCCCACUACGCCCUCUACUCGAGCUACCUCCUCCAAAAGAUCUUUGAAGAGGCCGGCCUGCCCGCCAACGUGAUCCAGUUCCUCCCCGGCGAGCCCGAAGCAAUCACCUCGGCCGUCCUCGACCACCCCCAAUUCGCAGCGCUCCACUUCACCGGAUCUACGGACGUCUUCCGCCAGCUGUACGGCAAGAUCGGGGACGGCGUCACCUCGGGAAGAUAUGAGAGCUACCCGCGCUUGAUCGGCGAGACGGGCGGCAAGAACUUCCACCUGGUGCACCGCAGCGCCGAUGUAAGGAAUGCGGUGGUGAACACUGUCCGGGGUGCUUUUGAAUAUCAGGGGCAAAAGUGCUCUGCAACGUCGCGACUUUAUGUCGCGGAGUCCAUCUGGCCAGAGUUCAAGGAGAUGCUCUUGCGGGAAACAAAGGGCCUCAAAGUUGGUUCCCCUGAACAGGUCGACAACUUCAUCGGACCCGUCAUCCACGAGCGUUCGUGGAAAAAACUCCGCGACGUAAUUGAGGAGGCCAAACUAGACACUGCGAUCGAGUUGCUAGCCGGUGGUCAUACGGACAACAGCCAGGGCUGGUUCGUCUCACCAACCAUCUUCCAGACCAACGACCCCCAGCACAAACUCAUGAAGAACGAACUCUUUGGCCCGAUCCUCGCCGUCCAUGUCUACCCCGACGCAAAGUACGAGGAGAUGCUCCCCGUCAUCGACUCCACGACGCAGUACGGAUUAACGGGCGCCGUCUUUGCUCGCAACCGAAGCGCCAUCGAGACGGCGGAAAAGGGGUUGCGCCACGCGGCUGGGAAUUUCUAUGUCAACAGCAAGAGCAUCGGCGCUGUUGUCGGGCACCAGCCGUUUGGAGGCGGUCGUGCGAGCGGUACCAAUGACAAAGCUACCAGUAUUAAUCUUUUGACGCGCUUUACUAGCAUGAGAAGUAUGAAGGAGGACCUUGUUGGCGCAGAUACUGUCUUGUAUCCUUCGAACGAGGCUUGAUAUCGUCUAUCGUGGCGUCUGUGCUACUCACUCGUAGAUCCUGGCU
Molecule: messenger RNA, 1780 nt
Organism: Colletotrichum godetiae
Lineage: Eukaryota; Fungi; Ascomycota; Sordariomycetes; Glomerellales; Glomerellaceae
Product: delta 1-pyrroline-5-carboxylate dehydrogenase-like protein
Exons: 5
Coding region: 1-1734 (577 amino acids)
Cellular component (GO): mitochondrial matrix
Molecular function (GO): L-glutamate gamma-semialdehyde dehydrogenase (NAD+) activity
Source: RefSeq, a predicted model, not a curated record